UCCCCCCAGCCAUAUAACACUGUCUGGACCAAACCCCUUUAGGCCAUAUAACUCCCCAUGAUUGCCAGAAGGUAGGGGUUGAAUGAUGUGAUGGAUUGCCCUGCUCUGUUCAUUCUUUCUGAUGCACCUGGUAUUGGCCACUGUCGGAAGACAGGCUGCAGGACUAGAGGGACCAUUGGUCUGACCCAGUAUGGGUCUUGUGUUCUUAUGUGUCUUUUGUUCUCAUGGCAAUAUAACCAUGUGUGGACCAGCUCCCCUCCCCACCAUAUAGCCCCCCACUAGGGUUGCCAACAGUACCUUAUUACAAGGGAUGCCCCUUAUUUUGUACAAGAUUAGAUGUUCCUGAGUGCUGCAGAAGAUACCCCUGGCAAAUGUAGGUAAAUCCUGCUUAGUAGAACUAUUAAUAAUAAUAACUAUAAAAAUAGAAUUGGGCGAAGCGGUGGGGUUGUUAAGAAAACAGUUCCUUAUUUCUGAAAUACAGUGUCGGUAAUUGUACCACUCCACAUGCACCUUAAAGCCUUGUAGGGACCAGCUACCUGACCAAAUAACCCCAUGUGGACCAGUCUCUCUCCAGUUAUAUUACACCAUAUAAGAACCCAAGAAUGGUCAUAUUGGGUCAGACCAAAGGUCCAUCUAACCAAGUAUCCUGUCUUCUGAUAGUGGCCAAUGCCAGGUGCCCCAGAGAGAAUGAACAGAACAGGUAAUCAUCAAGUGAUCCAUCCCAGGUUGCCCAUCCCCAGCCCCUGGCAAACAGAGGCUAGGGACACCAUCCCUGCCCAUCCUAGCUAAUAGCCAUUGAUGGACCUAUCCUCCGUGAAUUUAUAGACCUCAAUCAUAUCCCCCCUUAGUCGUCUCUUUUCCAAGCUGAAAAGUCCCAGUUUUAUUAAUCUCUCCUCAUAUGGAAGCCGUUCCAUACCCCUAAUAAUUUUUGUUGUCCUUUUCUGAAUCUUUUCCAUUUCCAAUAUAUCUUUUUUGAGAUAGGGUGACCACAUCUGCAUGCAGUAUUCAAGAUGUGGAUGUACCAUGGAUUUAUAUAGAGGCAAUAUGAUAUUUUCUGUUUUAUUCUCUAUCCCUUUCUUAAUGAUUCCCAACAUUCUGUUAGCUUUUUUAACUGCUGCUGCGCAUCGAGUGGAUGUUUUCAGAGAACUAUCCACAAUGGACAAGACUCUUCUUCUUUGGGCUGUAUUAACCCUCUGUGGACCAGCUGCUGCUCCCCAAACCGCGUUCGCCACCAUCAUCCCAAGAGUUUCCCAGGUGGACAACUCCUCCGACUUUCUGGGCAAUGUCCCCCACCGCCGGCACCCAGGGGUGCUGCAUCUCAGGAGUGUCCGACUCCCGGCCGAACUGGUGAAGGCUGCCCAGCUGCUGGUGGAGCAGUCCACUGUGCAUGGGUUGAAGGACCAAGUGGUGGCCCUGACCAACUACCUCUGGAGUCGGAAGCGUCCCCUGGAGGCCAACGAGCUGCAGAGGAGAGGGCAGCAGCUGGAGCAGCAGCUGAGGGAGAAAGUCCAGCCCCGCGCAGCAGACUCAUCCAGCCCCCUGACUGACGCUGAGGAGGAGAAGCUGCAGAGGAGGGUGCUAAACAGGCUUCGAAAAACCACCUAUCACUGGGAGGCACUGAGGUAUACAGACGAGCUGAGUCUUGUGUACAUGGCAGCUCGGCUGGAUGGGGGGUUUGCGGCUGUGUCCAGAGCCUUCCAUGAGAUCCAGAAGCGAGUUACGGACUUUGCCCCUCGCACCCUUCUGGAUUUCGGCUCUGGUACAGGCUCCGUCAGCUGGGCAGCGCAUGGUGCCUGGGGCCAGACCCUGCGUGAGUACCUGUGUGUCGACAGCUCCUCCCCCAUGCUGGCCCUUGCCGAGCGGCUACUGCAAGGUGGCUCUGAGUCCUCGCAGGCCCCACUCUUUCCAGGUGUCUAUUUCCGGCAGUUCCUCCCCGUCUCGCCCAAGGUGAAGUUUGACCUAGUGGUCUCAGCCUUCUCCCUGAAUGAGCUGCCCAGCCUGGCCGAGCGCAGGGAGACCAUACGGACGCUGUGGAGGAAAACGGACGGCUUCCUGGUGCUGGUGGAGAACGGGACCAAAGAGGGUCACCAGAUGCUCAUGGAGGCGCGAGAGAUCGUCCUGGGGGGGGGAGACAAGGUGGUGCAUGACCCACGGGAGGCUCACGUCUUCGCCCCAUGCCCACACCACCUGCCCUGCCCACGGCUGAACCCCGAGCGGCCCCUGCCCUGCAAUUACCUCCAGGCCUACCAACCCCUCCCCUUCCGCUGGAACCCAGUGCUGAAGGAGGAGUUGUUCUCCUUCCUGAUCCUGCGCCGGGGACCGGGGGCGAGCGAGGAGCCCUGGCCCCGCAUCACCCAGGCUGUCCUGGGCCGUGCCCGGCAUGUCCACUGCCACCUGUGCUGUGCUGACGGGAGCCUGCAGCAUGCCGUGAUCACCGCGCGCCGGCACGGCAGGGAUCUGUAUCGCUGUGCCCGGCUGAGCCACUGGGGGGAUCGGCUGCCUGUGACGAUGCCCCCCGGGGAGGCUGUUCCGGGGGAGUAACCCUCCAGCCCAUCCCAGGGGGCAGAUGCUGAGCUCCCGAAGUCUCGCUGCGAUCUGUCGCCUGACCCUCCUGGGCACUGACGUGUGAAUGGCGGCAGGAAGUGCCCUAGUGGAUUGGCAUUGGUGUGUGUGUGUGGGGUCUUCUGAUGGCCCCUGUCACCUGCAGCACUGCAGAUGCUGUUCCCAAUGAGCAUGGAGGAGCCAGCAGGACUCCUGGGUUCUCUUCUGCAGCUAUUGGCUCCCCGGCACCCAGGUUGGGUCCAAUAAAGAGAGCCUGAAACAGU
Messenger RNA from Gopherus flavomarginatus (Mexican gopher tortoise), 2825 nucleotides. It is a transcript of the gene METTL17, whose product is annotated as methyltransferase like 17. The record is from RefSeq and is a predicted model, not a curated record. NCBI's taxonomy places the organism in Eukaryota, Metazoa, Chordata, Testudines, Testudinidae. The transcript has 14 exons. The coding region runs from base 997 to 2541 and encodes 514 amino acids. Gene Ontology annotation, cellular component: mitochondrial small ribosomal subunit. Gene Ontology annotation, molecular function: structural constituent of ribosome; methyltransferase activity. Gene Ontology annotation, biological process: translation.